GAGUUGCACUAUUUGGGUAUGGGCAAUGCGAUGUUGCAAACGCUUUGAAGCGUCAGUUAGUUCUUUCUUCUAAUUGGUCGAUCAAACGCUUCAAAGUUUGUAGUGAGACUUCAACAGUUCGACCACAACCUUUGUAUAUACUGCGAUAUAUGUCAUCGACAAGAUACUCGUUACCCGUUGGCCCAUCGGUGCUUACAUUUAAGAUCCUGAUGCACGGGUGAGAAGGCGUGCGAUUCCUUCGUUACAAGGAGGAUCGGACUUCAUUGAACGAAAAAAACAUUGAACGAAUAAAAGGUCGAUAAGAUGCGUCACAUCGAAUGCGUCGCUGCCAGUCCGUGAAUCGUUCGACGUUCGCAGUUCGCUCUAACCUUCCGCGUUUUUAACGGAUUGCUUCGACGCUCGCAAAGAUCCCGACUUCGAAUCUCUUCACCCUACGACUCCGCGGUAGACAGACCUUCUCGUCGCAUUUUUUUUUCAUGAAUCGCAACGAAAUCGGAAAUAUGUCUGAUCAGUUAGCCGAAUCUGUGGAGGACGACAGCUCCGUCACAAUGCUUGAUGUUCUCCAGGUAGAAAAUCAGCUUGAAGAGGAUGCAUAUGCCGUUCUAGGCGCAUCCGACGACCAGAAUUGUACUUACAGUAAGGGAUAUAUAAGACAGGCGUUGUACGCGUGUAAAACAUGUUGCUUAGACAAAAUUCGAGCUGCCGUCUGUUUGGCAUGUAGCUUUCACUGUCAUGAAGGCCAUGAACUUGUAGAACUGUAUACAAAGCGACAUUUCAGAUGCGACUGUGGAAAUACUAAGUUUGAUGGCAAACAAUGUAAUCUAGAGAAACUAAAAUCUGCUAUCAAUACUGAAAAUAAAUACAAUCAGAAUUUUGAUGGUGUUUAUUGCAUCUGUGCAAGACCAUAUCCUGAUCCAGAAGGUGAUGAAGAUGACAUGCUACAAUGUAUAAUAUGUGAAGAUUGGUAUCAUUUGAAGCAUUUGGAAUGUGAUAACAAUGCACCAGCAGAUAAUGCUUAUGAUGAAAUGAUAUGUGCAGGCUGUAUGAAGAAACACAACUUUCUGUGGAAAUAUGCAACGAAACAUGCAGUAGUCCUAAAGAAAGCAGAUGUGAAAUUGGAUGUAUCUGAAAAAAAUGAAGAAAUAAACAUCAGUGAGUUGUCCAAAGGAUGUCAAAUGCCAAAAUUUAGCUGUGCAGAUACUAAAGGAAGCUGUUUUUGGAUAGAAGGUUGGAGAACCGCACUGUGCACUUGCGACGAAUGCAAAUCAUUAUAUAAUGCAAAAGGCAUUGCAUUUUUACUUGAUCCAAAAGACAGUGUACAAGCAUAUGAGGAAGCAGGAAAAAUGAAUAAGCAGGAAUCUCAAUACGAAAAAGGCAUGAAAGCUCUUGCUAGCAUGGGACAUGUACAAAAGCUGACAGCGAUUGAAGAAUAUAACAAUAUGAAAGAACGGCUAAUGCAAUACCUACAGAAGUUUGCUGAAAACAAGAAAGUUGUACGUGAAGAAGAUAUUAAAGAAUUCUUUUCGGAAAUGGAAUCCAAAAAACGCCCUAAAGUGACAGUGCCAACAUAUUGUCGUUAAAAACUUAUAUUUAUACAAGGUGUCCCACAAUUUUUGGCAAAGCGCUUUUGUGUUGCUAGAGCGAACUAAACUGAGUCAAAAAGUUCUAUACUGUUUUGCAAUUUUUGAAAUAGUUAAUGAAAAUUUAAGAAAGUAAUCAAAUUCGUUCGGUUUACCACCAAAUAUAAGCAGACUGCGAGAUAAGCCCAACGAGGCGCGCUGUCACUAGGUAUGUUAAUGC
Messenger RNA from Acromyrmex echinatior (Panamanian leafcutter ant), 1800 nucleotides. RefSeq names its product putative E3 ubiquitin-protein ligase UBR7. Gene Ontology annotation, molecular function: zinc ion binding; ubiquitin protein ligase activity. The record is from RefSeq and is a predicted model, not a curated record. Lineage: Eukaryota; Metazoa; Arthropoda; Insecta; Hymenoptera; Formicidae. Gene Ontology annotation, cellular component: cytoplasm.